Messenger RNA from Parnassius mnemosyne (clouded apollo), 3889 nucleotides. Lineage: Eukaryota; Metazoa; Arthropoda; Insecta; Lepidoptera; Papilionidae. The record is from the annotation of a GenBank genome assembly.
GAUGACUAUUGAGAUUUUCUUUACAUUGGAUUGCAUUUUAAUAAUUAAAUAAAUAAUAUGAGAUUGUAGUGGGAGUAUCUGGCAUAGUGGAAAGUAAUAUAUCGAGUAUCUGGUAUCCGAUGUUGAAUUUGUGUCGGGAGCAUUGGUUGAUUUUAAAUGAUUUUUGCAAGAAAUAAGAACAGGCAACAUGGAAUCUGCUGGAGAUUGGUGCUUGAUUGAAAGUGAUCCAGGAGUGUUUACACAGCUAAUAAGAAAAUUCGGUGCUACAGGGGUACAAGUUGAAGAAUUGUGGGCCAUAGAUGAUGGCAUUUUUGAAAAUUUACGACCUGUUCAUGGCCUAAUAUUUUUAUUCAAGUACAUGCAAGAUGACGAACCUCCAGAACCAGUAGUGUGUGAUGAUCGCCUUGAUAAAAUUUAUUUCGCUAAACAGGUUAUUAAUAAUGCAUGUGCCACCCAAGCUGUUAUUAGUCUUUUAUUGAAUUGCAACCAUCCAGAUGUAGAUCUCGGCCCUGAACUGAGCAAAUUAAAAGAGUUCAGUAUGUCUUUUGAUCCAAAAAUGAGAGGACUUACUCUUAGUAACUCUCAAACAAUCCGAACUGCUCAUAACUCUAUGGCUCAACAACCUCUUUUCGAGUUUGAUCCUAAAGUGGCAUCUAAAGACGAUGAUGCAUAUCAUUUUAUUGGCUAUAUGCCAAUAGAUGGUCGACUUUAUGAACUCGAUGGUUUACGUGACGGCCCUAUUGACCAUGGACCUAUAGCCCUUGAACAAGAUUGGCUUGAUGUCGUGCGGCCUAUUAUAAUGAAAAGAAUCAAUGUGUAAGAUAUUAACAUAUUUUUUGGUGACUAUUUCAAUAAGAAAAUAAUGAAAUGCCGUAAUAAAUUUUCGAAGACACCAUUAUUGCAUUAUUUUUAGAAUUAAAAUAAUGCCAUGCGAUGUUGUUAAACUGUUCCAGUUAUUCUAUCACGGUCAACAGCAACCUGGGGAGGUCAUCUUACACAACCAAUACAUUCUCCUCAAGACACGGCCCCCAGUACCCGGCGGCCCUGCUAUUCCUGGUUACGGUGGCGACUAUGGUAACGGCGGGGUGGGGGGUGCUAAGAAUCUCCGGUGGAGGUUCGGUUGCCACCUAAGACGACUCGACCUGGCAACAUACAACGCACGCAUCCUGAGGACUGACGAGAAGAUCGUGGAGCUGGAAGGAGAGAUGGACAAGUUACGCUGGCAUAUUAUAGGAUUAUCCGAGGUCCGAAGAGAGGGGGAGGACACGGUAAUCCUCGAAUCCGGCAACUUGCUCUAUCACCGGGAGGGCGACCAUCUGUCCCAAGGAGGUGUCGGAUUUAUCGUCCACAAGUCUCUCGUUAACAACGUUGUAAAGAUCGGGAGUGUGUCGACGAGGGUUGCGUACCUUAUACUCAGAAUCACCAAACGGUAUUCGCUGAAGGUCAUACAGGUUUACGCACCAACCUCGGCACACCCCGAUGAGGAGGGGGAAGAAAUGUAUGAGGAUAUCUCUAAAGCCAUGCAUUCCUCCAAAACCCACUAUACGGUGUUAAUGGGAGACUUCAAUGCAAAACUAGGCACAAGAGAGAACGGUGAGCUGAAAGUAGGGAAAUUUGGAAUAGGGCAACGGAACCCAAGGGGCCAGCAGCUGGCCGACUUCAUGGAGAAAGAGGGACUCUUUAUGAUGAACUCUUUGAGAUUGAGAGGUUUUAUAGGCAACUGUACACGUCAUCGUUGGAGCCACACGCGAGUGUGAGUAACGAUCCAAGAGCGAGUCUUAUCCGACACUAUUCCGAAGAUAUCCCGGACGUCUGUCUGAGCGAGAUUAGAAAGGCUCUCCAGCACCUUAAAAACGGCAAGUCCCCGGGCGAGGAUGGAAUUACAGCGGAGCUUUUGAAAGCGGGUGGAAAACCGGUACUUGAAGUCCUUAAGAAGCUCUUUAAUUCCGUCCUCCAUGGUGGCACUACUCCGGAGGCGUGGAGCAGAAGUGCGGUGGUCUUGUUCUUCAAGAAAGGUGACAACGCUCUCUUGAAGAACUACAGAUCGAUUUCUCUUCUGAGCCGCGUCUACGUGCUGUUUUCGAGUCAUUACGAAUCGACUCGCACGCAGACUUGACGACUUCCAGCCUCCCGAACAAGCCGGUUUCCGAAAAGGCUUUAGUACCGUAGACCACAUACACACCCUUCGGCAAAUAUAGAGGAAUAUAAUCUGCCACUUUGCCUUGCGUAUGUGGACUAUGAGAAAGCCUUUGAUUCCGUCGAAAUUUGGGCGGUGCUGCAGUCCCUUCAGCGGUGCCAAGUUGACUGUCUGUAUAUCGAAGUGCUGAAGUGUUUGUACAGUAGAGCUACGAUGGCUACCCGAGUAUAGAAUCAGAGUACGAAACCUAUCCAACUGCAGAGAGGUGUAAGACAGGGUGACGUUAUAUCCCCGAAACUGUUCACUGCUGCAUUGGAAGACGUUUUCAAGCUGCUGGACUGGAAAGGAUGCGGUAUUAACAUCAAUGGCGAGUACAUCACUCACCUUCGAUUUGCCGAUGAUUUAGAUCGCCUUAUGGCAGAAUCGCUGGAGGACCUAAGCACUAUGCUCAAUGACCUCAAUAGUGUCUCCCGACGGAUAGGUCUUAAGGUAAACAUGGACAAAAAAAAGUCAUGUUUAACGUCCAUGUCACACCUAUGCCGGUAGUUGUUGGGAGCACUAAGCUAUAUACCUGGGACAAAUAGUCCGACUAGGUAAGUCCAACUUCUACCGAGAGUUCAAUCGACGGAUUCCACUCGGCUGGGCAGCGUUCGGGAAACUACGACACAACUUCUCGUUAGACAUACCUCAAAACCUUAAAACGAAAUUGUACAACCAGUGCGUGUUGCCAGUGAUGACUUAUGGAUCUGAGACGUGGUCCUUCACUGCUGGACGUAUGAGGAAUUUCAAGGUCACUCACCGAGCUAUGGAGAGGGCUAUGCUCGGGGUUUCUCUGCGUGAUAAACUUAGAAAUGAGGAUGUCCACAGUAGAACCAGAGUAACCGACAGGAUUAGUAAGCUGAAGUGGCAGUGGGCCGGCCAUAUAGCUCGAAGAACCGAUAACCGAUGGGGAAGAAAGGUUCCUUAGUGGCAGCCUCGUACCGGUAGGCGAAGUGUAGGGUGACCCCCCACGAGAUGGAGUGACGACCUGGUAAGACAUGCAGGAAGUCGAUGGAUGCAGGUGGCUCAGGACCGUGCUUUGUGGCAUUCCUUGGGCGCGGCAGUGGACUUAUGAACAUGUUCAGCAGUGGACUUAUGAAAGGCUGUAAUAAUGAUGAUAAUGAAGACAUGGGUCUCUCUCAUUGAAGGAGGAAGUAACUGUAAUUGUGUCGAUUAUUGGCAUGUAGAGUUAGAUUGACGAUCGUAGUAGCCCAUAUUUCACACCUCAUAAGCUGCUCUCCGUCACCGGUCUCGGGUUUAUUUAUAGAAGAUGAUACAGCCCGGAUUACGUAUAUUUUAACUUUAUAGAUAUGCAUAUCAUUUUUAAUUAUAUACAAUGCAUCUGAAAAGGAAGUUUAUAUUUGAUGUACGAGGACGACACUGAAAGUUUUUAGAACUGGUCACUUGUAAACGAUAUAAUAAAAAAAUAAGUUCAAAUUUUGAAAAUAGAACGCUUUGCCAAUAUAAUAAUAAUAAUAAUCGUUUAUUUGCAAUCACAAUGGCACAUUAUUGUGUAUGUAUUUCAUUAUACUCAACCAAAUCUAAGAAAUACGUUUACACGUUUCACAUUAAUCAUUCCGCAAUAACUUUGUACAAGCGUACUCACAAGAUUUAAAAUAACCUUUUACGUAAAUCCAAAAAAUUAUGUAGUAAUCUAUGUUUCAUUACAACAUAUAUAGUUUUUUAUCACUAAUUCAAGUUCGAAUCUUUCAG